CUGCGCAAUUGUGUGAGGUUCGUUUGGAAGGAGACGGCGGUUGGAGGACGGGAUUGGUUUGUUAAGACGGUACUGAUCGACGGGCUCAAGGUGGAGCCUUUGGGACAGAGGAAUGUGCGGGUCGUCAUAGUGCAAAUGUACAACCCGUAUGUGAGCAACGCAGCAGUGGCUAUUUUUCUGGGAAAGUAUGGGAAGGUGGAUAAGCCGGGGAAAGCUCGGCUGGAGGUCUGGGACUGGAGGGUCCGCGAGGCCGGGGCUCAGGGAAGGAGGGGGAUAGGCUGGUCAGCGGAGGAACAGCAAUCCAGGGUGAAAAAACCUUCCGGCAAGUCACUCGGGUCAGGCGGCCAAGGCGUCACGGAGGAGCAACCAAAACUGGCAAACAGCUCCACCCAGAUAUACUCCUUCAAAUGA
Menidia menidia (Atlantic silverside) is the source of this 411-nucleotide messenger RNA. Lineage: Eukaryota; Metazoa; Chordata; Actinopteri; Atheriniformes; Atherinopsidae. The record is from the annotation of a GenBank genome assembly.